Molecule: messenger RNA, 1224 nt
Organism: Lactuca saligna
Lineage: Eukaryota; Viridiplantae; Streptophyta; Magnoliopsida; Asterales; Asteraceae
Source: the annotation of a GenBank genome assembly
AUGGCUGCUUCGGAAUUACAUAGGAAUGCUGAAGCGAAGAGGAAAGUUAGGAUUAUAGUGAUUCCGGUGCUCGUGGGAUUUGCUGUGAUACUCGGAUUUUGCUUGUUUGUUUUCUACAAGAGGAGGCAGAAGAAGAAAGGAAUAACUAAUCUUGUUCGUGAAAUCAACUUUGCUAUUGAUAACGAGAGGGAAGAUUGGGAAUUGCCAGUGUUUGGAUUCAACACAAUAGCCAAUGCAACAAACAACUUUUCAGAUGAGUGUAAACUCGGAGAAGGUGGUUAUGGGCCUGUCUAUAAGGGAACAUUGGAAGGGAUAGAAAUUGCUGUGAAGAGACACUCAAGAAAAUCAAAACAAGGACUAGAUGAGUUUCAGAAUGAAGUUAAAUGUAUUGCUAAACUUCAACACCGAAACCUUGUGAGGCUUUUAGGAUGUUGCAUUGAAGAAGAUGAAAGGAUGUUGAUCUAUGAAUACAUGCCCAAUAAAAGCUUGAAUUCAUUUAUUUUUGAUGAAAGAAAAAGAAAGACACUUGAUUGGUCAAAACGCUACACUAUUAUAACCGGAAUUGCAAGGGGUCUUUUGUAUCUUCAUCAAGAUUCCAGAUUAAGAAUCAUUCAUAGGGAUUUAAAAGCUAGCAACAUAUUGUUAGAUAAAGAUAUGAAUCCAAGAAUUUCAGACUUUGGUUUGGCAAGAAGUAUGGAAGGAAGUAAAACAGAAGCAAAUACAAGAAGAGUAAUGGGAACAUAUGGCUACAUGGCACCAGAGUACACCAUUGAUGGGAUUUACUCCACUAAAUCUGAUGUCUUCAGCUUUGGUGUAUUGGUGUUAGAGAUAAUAAAUGGAAAGAAAAAUAGAGGAUUUCGUCAUGCAAAUCAUGAUCUUAAUCUUCUAGGACACGCAUGGAGGCUGUAUAAAAAUGGGAAGCAAUUGGAAUUGAUGGAUGACACUAUUAAGGGUUCAUACGUACACACACAAGUGAAGAGAGCAAUUCAUAUUGGUUUACUAUGUGUGCAAAAGUAUCCUGAAGAUAGACCAGAUAUGCCUUUGGUUGUUGUUAUGUUAGGUAGUCAAAUUCCGUUACAUGAACCUAAACAACCGGGUUUUUAUACAGAAAGAAGAAGACCACAAGAAGCAGAUUGUUCAUCUAGUAAUCCUGAAUGGAGUUCAUCAAAUCACUUAUCUGUUACGUAUCUUCAACCUAGAUAGAAAUUGGUAUAAGUGAUUUCU